AUGAACACACUCACAGCUGCGGUUUUCCUUUUGGCGCUGGGGUUUCUUGUCUGCGAAGGGGGUAACCCAUGCUGCUCAGCGCCGUGCCAGAACCGGGGCGUCUGCACUGCGCUCGGAGCAGAAAACUACGAAUGUGACUGCACACGCACGGGCUUUUAUGGACCCAACUGCACCACGCCGGAAUUCUUCACUUGGUUGAAGCUGACCCUGAAGCCAUCACCCAACACCGUCCACUACAUUCUCACCCACUUCAAGGGCUUCUGGAACAUCAUCAACAGCAUCUCAUACAUCAGGAAUAGAAUUAUGAAAUAUGUGCUGACAUCUCGAUCCCACAUGAUUGACAGUCCUCCAACAUAUAAUGCCGAUUACGGUUACAAAAGUUGGGAAUCGUACUCCAACCUGUCCUACUAUACUCGCACCCUCCCUCCUGUGCCAGAGGAUUGCCCAACACCUAUGGGAGUAGUAGGUAAAAAGGAGUUGCCUGACGCUAAACUGUUGGCUGAGAAGCUCCUGGUUCGGAGGCAGUUCAUCCCAGACCCGCAGGGCACCAGCCUGAUGUUUGCAUUCUUCGCACAGCAUUUCACUCACCAGUUCUUCAAAUCUGAUCUGAAGAAAGGACCCGCUUUCACUCUAGCCAAGGGCCACGGGGUGGACCUCAGCCACAUUUAUGGAGACAACUUGGAGAGGCAGCACAAACUGAGACUCUUCAAGGAUGGAAAACUGAAAUACCAGAUCCUGGAUGGAGAGGUGUACCCCCCAACAGUAAAGGACGUGGGGGCUGAAAUGCACUACCCUCCCCACGUCCCAGACUCCCACCGCUUCGCCGUGGGCCACGAAGCCUUCGGUCUGGUCCCCGGUCUGAUGAUGUACGCCACCAUCUGGCUCCGGGAACACAACCGGGUGUGUGAUGUGCUGAAGGAGGUGCACCCUUACUGGGACGAUGAGAGACUCUUCCAGACCACACGCCUCAUUCUGAUCGGAGAAACUAUCAAAAUCGUGAUCGAGGACUACGUGCAACACCUCAGUGGUUAUCACUUCAAGCUGAAGUUUGACCCCGAGCUGCUCUUCAAGGAUCAGUUCCAGUACCAGAACCGCAUCGCCUCAGAGUUCAACACCCUGUACCACUGGCACCCGCUGAUGCCCGACUCAUUCCACAUUGAGGACAAGGAAUACAGCUACAAGCAGUUUGUCUUCAACACGUCUGUAGUGACCGAACACGGCAUCAACAACCUGGUGGAGUCCUUCACCAAGCAGAUCGCCGGACGGGUUGCCGGUGGCCGAAACGUCCCAGGAGCGGUUUUGUACGUUUCCAUCAAGUCGAUUGAACACAGCAGACAAAUGCGCUACCAGUCUCUGAAUGCCUACAGGAAGAGAUUCUCCAUGAAACCCUACAGCUCAUUUGAGGAAAUGACAGGAGACACAGAAAUGGCCUCAAUCCUGGAGGAGCUGUACGGACACAUCGACGCCGUUGAACUGUACCCGGGUCUGCUGGUGGAGAAACCCAGACCCAACGCCAUCUUCGGAGAGACCAUGGUGGAAAUGGGGGCCCCCUUCUCCCUCAAAGGCCUGAUGGGAAACCCCAUCUGCUCCCCGGAGUACUGGAAGAAGAGCACCUUCGGAGGCAGCGUGGGCUUCGAUAUCGUCAACACCGCCUCGCUGCAGAAACUCGUCUGCAAUAACGUCCGCGGCCCCUGUCCUGUGGCGUCUUUUCACGUGCCCGACGUCAAAGAGACGGGCUCCACGAUAAUCAACUCCAGUACAUCCCACCCCAGUGACCUCAACCCCACCGUCAUUUUGAAAAAAAGGACUACUGAGCUCUAAUUUGUAUUCUUUUGGUUAUUUCCAACAACAAAAAAAAUCUAUUUAUUUAUUUAUUUAUUUGUCUAUUUAUUGUGCUAUUUAUAUAAUGAGCAAGACGGAUCUUUUUCUACAAUGUGCCUGUUUUUACUGGAUUAUUUUAAAGUCUAUGGAUGUGUUUAUUUAUUGGAAGUAUUGUAUUUUAUAAGUUAUUGUUACAGUGAAGACCUCAGUCACUACAAUUUGAUACUUGAAAAUUAGUUUACAGUUGAAACUGUAGUUCGAAACAUUACACUCUUAAUGUUUUUGGUUUAUUUGUGUAACUGCCUCGCUCCUGUAUGACUGUAAAUACAAACAGAUUUGCAGACUUUUUGUAAUAGACAGUGAAGCAGUAGCACAGUAGGAUUUGCAGUGAAUGACGGAGUGAUGUUGACUUUCUUUCUACUCGUCUGUAUUCUAUGGUGGCAUUAAUCAGCUGAUGACAUUCCUUUUUGCAUCUAAACUGCACUGUUAAAGAACUGCAUCUUUGUUCUUCUGUAGACAAAUCAACAGUAUGACUGUGGGCUAUUGUCACUGUUAUUAUCUGUUCGACUUGACAUUAAUAAAUCUUAUGAGGAAACAUUUUUAAGAAAUCA
Molecule: messenger RNA, 2432 nt
Organism: Sphaeramia orbicularis (orbiculate cardinalfish)
Lineage: Eukaryota; Metazoa; Chordata; Actinopteri; Kurtiformes; Apogonidae
Gene: ptgs2b
Product: prostaglandin-endoperoxide synthase 2b
Exons: 10
Coding region: 1-1821 (606 amino acids)
Biological process (GO): cyclooxygenase pathway; response to oxidative stress
Cellular component (GO): cytoplasm; neuron projection
Molecular function (GO): heme binding; oxidoreductase activity, acting on single donors with incorporation of molecular oxygen, incorporation of two atoms of oxygen; peroxidase activity
Source: RefSeq, a predicted model, not a curated record